Culicoides brevitarsis is the source of this 2547-nucleotide messenger RNA. It is a transcript of the gene Pop1, whose product is annotated as ribonucleases P/MRP protein subunit POP1. Gene Ontology annotation, cellular component: nucleolar ribonuclease P complex; ribonuclease MRP complex. Lineage: Eukaryota; Metazoa; Arthropoda; Insecta; Diptera; Ceratopogonidae. Gene Ontology annotation, biological process: tRNA 5'-leader removal. The transcript has 2 exons. The coding region runs from base 30 to 2525 and encodes 831 amino acids. The record is from RefSeq and is a predicted model, not a curated record.
GUUUCUUCUUCUUCAUUCUCAGCUUCAAAAUGGACUCUGACAAAAUGCAAUACGACGCCUCAUUGGGCGGCAACAUCAAACUUCCCGACACAAUUUCGGCCCAAAGUUUCGCCGCCGCUCACAUCAAGGAAAUCAAAGAGCUCAUUCACAGCAUCAACAAUCCGCAAAACAACAAAAUCAUGCACCAAAUGAUGCCAAAUCGCAUGCGACGACGUGCCAUGACACAAAACCCGAAACGCCUGCCGCGUCGUUAUCGCGAAAUUCACAUUGCACAAAUGAGCAAAAGCGGUGCUCCGGUGAAAAAUAAACGCCCGAGUCGGAAAUAUCGCCGCCGCCCGAGCAAUUUGUUGCGAGAUUAUGCGCGACGGAUGCGGAAAAAUGUUUGGCUCGAGACGCACAUUUGGCAUGCGAAGCGUUUUCAUGUCAGAGAGCUUUGGGGAUACAAAAUUCCGUGGACUCCAUGCGAUCGUGCGGGAAGAGCAGCGUAUCGAGCAGUAGCAAAGCAUUGUUUGGCGCAAGAUAUUUCGUUUUAUGGGUGCAUCGAAGUCGAAGGUGACUUUGAAACAUUAAAAACGGGCUUCCGGAGGAUUUGCAGUCAAAAUUGUGGAUUAACGAUAACCGCAAAUGCGUUCAUUAGAGGAAAUCGUGAAGGCAAUGUUGAUAUUUUUAAGGCAGAUUCGUAUCCAAACAACGUAAUUGGGCGAGUUUCGUUCAUUUGGCGCCCAGAAAGUGACUCCCAAAGCAGAAUUUUAUGGAUUUGGGUCCAUCCAAGCUUCUUCAAUGACGUUUUAGACGAGCUCGUUAAACUUUUUGACCUUAAAAUAGUCGAUUCUGGUCCAAAUAAUGAAGAAACUUCCAUGGAUGUCGAUGAAACUUCAUCUCAAAAGUCGAAAAAUAGCACGAAAAAAGCUGACAAACUGAAUUUUGUGACAAAAAAUCACGCGGAAACACGAAAUCCAGAAUAUAAAAAUGAAAAUUCAGGCGUUCGAGUGAAAUCUUUGAAAGAUACAAUUAAUCGUUUUAGACUUACGGGUCCUUUAUCGCAUGCAGUGUUGUUUAAAGCUCUAAAAAAUUACGAAAAUUCAUCAAAUUCUGAGCAAAAUUCAUGGUUUAAUGACUUUUCAAAGCAAAAUCCCGCCUUUAAAAAAUCCCACAAAGCUCAAGUCAAGUAUUGGCAGUCUUUGGAUCAAGUAACAUCUCCUUCAGAACUUGAUCCGUUCAUCGUAAUUGCCUUAAAUGUCAUCGAUCCACGUCUAAAUCGCGCCCCAAAACGGAUGAAAGCCCUCCCGACGUUAGAUACGGGCUUUGUGAUGAACGGUCCUCCGCGUGAACUUCCAAAAAGUCUUCCUGAAUCGCCUUUAUGGAGCUCUGAAGUACGAACCAGAGUCCUUUCCGACAUGUUAACAACGCACGAGAUCAACCAGAAACGCAGCAAAGAAGUUCUCGUACCCGGCGAAGCAGCAAAUUUCGAAAAUUCCCUUCAACCCGUGCCUUUGAUCGUCAUUCAACGUCCCGGAAAUCAAGAUUUCGGCAAAAAAAUCGGAUUAGGUUCGGGUUAUGACGUCAUUGUACCCGUCGGAUAUGGAUUAUCGGUGUGGCUGAAUCUAAUAGCAGCGGGCGCUCGAGCUGGAGGUGUCAAAGAAACGCUUUCGUUUCGCAAGGAAUUCAGUCGGGAGUGUUUUGAACCGGAUUCUGUCGCUGGAAAGAAGGAAGCUGAUCGUGUUCAACGUGAACUUUUGCUGAAAUACUUCAAAAAACCUCCGAAUCAUCGAAUAAAUUACACAAAACUUGCGAUUGCGAAGCCUUUUAAAGCGCCGUGGAAGCAAUUACUCGAAGAUUGGGACAACAAAGAGGAAAAUUGGCACGUUUUGAGAGACAAAAAUACUUUAAGCAUCGUUGGGAAUGCCAUGAAACGUCGUUUUAACAUCGCAUCAGCAGAUUUAAAGCCAAAUAUGUUGAUUCCGGUGAAGCUUACGAUGCUGACUCAUGGAAAUCCGGGUGAUUUUUCGCUCAUUUGUAUCCCAAAACGACAAGAUCAACGCAUGAAUAUCACAAAAUUGCGGUUAAAUGAUCACGUUCCUGUCUAUUCUGAACCUCUAAGGAGUGAUGAACACGAAAAAGAGCGAAAAACUUUAAAACUUCAACAUCAAAAACUUCUUAAACGUCUCCGAAGCAGAAGAGUUCGAGCAAAGAGACGACUACAACUUACCUCGAGUGUCAGAUUAAAAUGCGCCAAAGCAGAUACUCAAGGGAUUUGCGCGUCGCAUUUCAAGAAAAUGUGUCAAUUGUGGCUGCCAGAUAAUUUUCCGUCGAUUAGGAAUCAGUGCAGUCGAGAAACAAUUGGAUAUGUGACGACAUCGGGGUUUACGUUGUCAGAAGGAAAAGUCACGGGAAUCGGAUAUGUUGCGGCGAAUGGGUUGGAAAAGUUGCUAAAAGCUGUAAAUAAGGGAAAAUUAGUUUGUUUGGUGAGAGGAACAAAAACGAGAAAUUAUCGGUUUGCGACAAUUUGUUUAAAUGAAAGUUGAAAAUUAAAAAAAAAAAUAAAAA